AUGUCACUACUCAAGAUUAAGUUUCCCUUCCAGAAGAGGGUACGUUUGGCCCAGGGUCUCUGGCUGCUGUCAUGGGUCGCUAUGGUCUCUGGAGCCACCACCUUUGCCAUGGGAGUCUUCCUCAAAACUGAGCUUUUCCGCAGGGCCGAGGUGAUGCAUAACAAUGACAUCCAUAUCGUGCCCAACCUGCUCAUAGUGGUGGGACUGAUGUCUGUGGGCAUCAACAUCUGCGCCGGUAAAGUGUGUCAGGACUCGCUGGAUGCCUCGCGGUUUCCACGCUGGAAAAACAUCCUCACUCCUUUCUUCUGCCUCUCUCUUUUCUUUACUUCUCUCCUUCUGGUUGCUAUGAUAUUGAGCUAUGCCCUGCAGCCUAGCCUGGAGGAGUCUCUCAAAGUGGGCUUGAAGAAUGGCAUUCGUUUCUAUAAGGACACAGACACUCCAGGCCGCUGCUUCCAGAAGGAGACCAUUGACCGUCUGCAGAUAGAAUUCCAGUGCUGUGGCAACACUAAUUACAGGGACUGGUUUGAAGUGCAGUGGGUUAACAACCGCUACCUGGACUUCACCUCAAAAGAAGUGAAAGACCGUGUAAAGAGUAACGUGGAUGGCCGUUUCCUAGUGGAUGGAGUCCCUUUCAGCUGCUGUAAUCCAGCUUCCCCCAGACCCUGCAUCCAGUACCAGCUCCUAGACAACACAGCCCAUUACAACUACGAGUACCAGAGUGAGGAGCUGAAUCUGUAUAACCGUGGCUGCCGUCAGGCUCUGGUUAACUACUAUAUGGGUCUGAUGAACUCGAUUGGGCCUGGAGUACUGUCUGUAUUUCUAAUUCAGAUGACUGUGGUGAUUGCCCUGCGCUACUUGCAGACCUCCAUGGCAGCCGUGGAAGGACAGGAGAAUGUGGAGAUCGAGACGGAAGGUUACAUCCUGGAGAAAGGUGUGAAGGAGACGGCCAAAGAGUUUAAGGAGAAACUGAUGAAGUUGUUUCAGCAAGGGCAGGUGGAAGCCGCCCCUCCAGCAGCUGAACCAGAGGCAGCAGCAUCAGCAGAGAAAGCAGACACUGCCUCUAGCUAAAGGAAGCAAUUUAGACCUCUAGCAACUUUAAACCCUGACAAUAUUCUUCUGUUCUCCUUCUAAAUUUACUUUAAAAAUUCACAUAACUGUGGAAUGUCAGGGGGAACCACAAUGCAUGCUGUUCGUAGGCCAUCAUUUCUGCUUUAUGCAUGCCUGUAAAGAUAUAACAGUAUAGAGCAAAUGUAAAAAAAAAUGCAUGAGUCAA
This is a messenger RNA of Hemibagrus wyckioides, 1273 nucleotides long. It is a transcript of the gene rom1b, whose product is annotated as retinal outer segment membrane protein 1b. The coding region runs from base 1 to 1068 and encodes 355 amino acids. The transcript is spliced from 5 exons. Gene Ontology annotation, cellular component: membrane. Gene Ontology annotation, biological process: visual perception. The record is from RefSeq and is a predicted model, not a curated record. NCBI's taxonomy places the organism in Eukaryota, Metazoa, Chordata, Actinopteri, Siluriformes, Bagridae.